AUGAGGACCAAGAAGAGAGGUAACCAGGGGCCUCCCUCCGAGACCGACUACGAGAUUCUUCAUUUGAAGCGAGCUAUUGUGGCGGCCAAUGCAAGGGGUCAUUCUUGCGACAAGUGCAUCGGCAUAUUGGUCAAGCCACUUCCGGAGCCUUUCCAGCGCGCUUUUACGAAGUCGAAAGACUAUUUUCGGCUCGACGUGACUACCAGUAAGGUCCAAAAGAUGGCAGCAUCCGGGUGCGCUUUCUGGACCAUGAUCCAAGAGCGCCUGGAGUUCGAAGCGUUUAAGGUGGGGCUGGAGCAGCAAUGUAGUAAAGUUGAGUACGACCUUCAGAAGUAUGAUGGGCGUUGGUCAAACGUGUACUACGAAGCCCUCGCAGCUUCUAUAGGAGAAGAUCAGGUGAAAGAGUAUCAACGACUAUGUCAAGUCAUGAGGAAACUACCUUGGCGGUCCGCAUCACGCGACGACGAAUCAGUCGGGGCAGUUGCCGCAGAUGUAGCAGAGGACUUCGUGAGAAUCCUAGUGGCUUACACGAAUAUCGACGAUGACAACCCAGGAGACUAUGACGACCAGUCAGCAAAAGUGGAUGUUAACAUCAUUAUGCGGCCUAACCCAGCUGGAGAACGAUUCAAGAGUGUGAGAUGGAUUUCAUUUUGGGUGUCAUUCUUUGCCUUGGGACUUCCAGGAGACUUCGGAGAUGCCAGACAGACUUACGUCGGCUCUCCAUCCAACGUAACACCGAGCAGCUUGGGAUCGAUGGCUCUGAUCCGGCACUGGCUGAGGAAAUGCGAGAUUGACCACAACUGUGGUGUCAAGGAUUUACCCUCAUCUAUGCCAUCGUUUCUCCUGGAUGUUUCCUGCAAAAAAAAAGUCAAACUGGUCUCAGUCACUCAAGGUCUGAGGGAGCGAUACAUCGCGCUCUCGUACUGCUGGGGAGUCGGUAUGCAGAAGACGAUGCUGAAACUCGGCAAUAAGAACGAUCUCAUGUCGGGACUAGAGCUACAUCACUUCGAUACUACGAUCCAGGACGCUAUGAAAGCUACCAGGGAACUCAACUUCCGAUUUUUGUGGAUUGAUGCCCUCUGCAUUAUACAAGACGAUUACGACUUCAAAGCUAAAGAGCUGGGGAAAAUGGGAAACAUUUACCAGUGUGCUACUUUCACAAUCAUUGCAUCGGCAGCCAAAGACGUGAAGCAAGGAUUUCUCAGGGAUCGACAUGCGACCAUUGGACCGGCAAGAGAUAUGACGGCGCCUCAGCCCAUGUUCAGCAUCAAGGCAUACGGAAAGCGUGGGAAACACUAUGUACACGUCCCCAUCCUUCUCACGCCGUACCACUUCAACUACCCCGAGCCGUGGUAUACUAGAGCUUGGACCUUCCAGGAACUCUUGUUCUCAAGACGUCGCCUUCAGUAUCUGAAUAAUCGAACGACAUGGAGUUGCUAUUGUGGAGAACAAGUUGUCCAGCAUUGCGAUGGCUGGAUUAUCGGAAAGGCACACACACAUCCUGGCUAUGGCAUUGCGGAGCAAGAAACCUUUUCGGAUGUGAUGGAAAUACUCAAGAACCCUGGUGAUGCCCAGUUCAAUUCCAGUGAGCUUCUCGAAUACUGGUGUGAGCUUGUGGAUAUGUAUUGCACCCGAAAAGUAACUUAUCAGAGCGACCGCUUGCCGGCAAUAUCCGCAAUAGCGCAGGAGUUUGCGGUGGCUCUGAAAGACGAGUAUAUCUGCGGUAUUUGGAAAUCAGAUCUACCAUCGGGGCUCUUGUGGUCUUCACAAUUCGCUCAAAUUGACAAUAAGAACCCAGUCCGACGUACUGGCCCUGUCGAAAGGCCCAAACCGACAUGGAGCUGGUCAGCUUAUGAUGACGAUGUCACAUGGAUAAACACGCAUCUCGAAAAACAGAAAGAUCCAGACUUCGAAAUCUUGAGUCAUGAUAUUCAGCUCGUAUCUGCGGAUGCGCCAUUUGGUGAGGUCAAGAAGGGCGACCUUCGUGUACGUGGCUUGAUGAUAGGGAUUCCACUUCCAACCAUAAGUGCUGAAAAUGGGAUACCAGUCAUCAUUGUUGAGGGGAUGGAGAUGCCGGCAGUGAUUGACUAUCCCGACGACCCCAGAUUGCAGCAGAACUCUCUUUCAAAGUUGAGCGCACUCAUUGUCGUCCAAACCGGUUGGUCAAUUCUGGAAGGAAUCAUAGUAGCGGAGGAAGAGAAGAACAGAUGGUCUCGUGUUGGCUGGUGGGACUCACAACAUACCCGAACGGAGCCACUAGCGUCAGGAUCUACUGAUCAGGCCAGCAUUAGAUCUGUGAAGGAAGCAUAUCGAGCCAAGUUAAGAAGUCUUUGGGGCGGCAAAGAGAAUAUUCGUGAAAUAGUAUUGAUGUGA
This is a messenger RNA of Colletotrichum gloeosporioides, 2373 nucleotides long. RefSeq lists its product as uncharacterized. The transcript has 2 exons. Lineage: Eukaryota; Fungi; Ascomycota; Sordariomycetes; Glomerellales; Glomerellaceae. The coding region runs from base 1 to 2373 and encodes 790 amino acids. The record is from RefSeq and is a predicted model, not a curated record.